AUGAAUGCUGUAAUUUUGAGGGGUGGAAAGCAAUUAGAAGAUCCUCCUAUCAAGGAGCCAUCAAAAGAGGUUGUUGAAGGGGUAGGCGAAAGUGAGAAGGUGAAUGAUAGUCCGAUGAUCGAGGAAGAGCCAAAGGAAGCAACUCCACCACCUCUUAUUCCAUAUGUGCAAAAGAUGCCAUCUUAUGCAAAAAUUUUAAAGGAUAUGCUCUCUAAUAAGAAAAAUCUAGAAGAGAAUGCUACAGUUGCUUUGACUGCAGAGUGUAGUGCAAUUUUGCAAAACACACUCACUAAGAAAUUAGGUGAUCCAGGUAGCUAUUCAAUUCCAGUGAAACUUGGAGACAUUGAAAUUAACAGGGCAUUGUGUGAUCUUGGUGCAAGUGUGAGUCUCAUGCCACUUUCCAUUUGUAAGAAGCUUCAAAUGGGUGAACUUAUGCCUACACGCAUAUCUCUACAACUUGCAGAUAGGUCGGUUAAGUUUCCUUUAGGUGUACUUGAGGAUGUGCCUCUUCGCGUAGGAAAAAUCUUUAUUCCCUGCGAUUUUGUUGUGAUGGAGAUGGAGGAGGAUGCACAUGUUCCCAUUAUUCUUGGUAGGCCAUUCUUAGCUACUGCAGGCGCAAUUUUUGACAUGAAAAAUGGCAAAAUCACUUUUGAGGUUGGGGACGAGAAAAUGGAGUAUUCACUUUUGAAUGCUAUGGGCACUCCUUCUAUGGGAGAGACUGUUUGUCAAGUGGAGGUCCUUGACGAUCUAUAG
Molecule: messenger RNA, 753 nt
Organism: Chenopodium quinoa (quinoa)
Lineage: Eukaryota; Viridiplantae; Streptophyta; Magnoliopsida; Caryophyllales; Amaranthaceae
Product: DNA damage-inducible protein 1-like
Exons: 2
Coding region: 1-753 (250 amino acids)
Biological process (GO): proteolysis
Molecular function (GO): aspartic-type endopeptidase activity
Source: RefSeq, a predicted model, not a curated record